Lolium rigidum is the source of this 765-nucleotide messenger RNA. Its product is annotated as pathogenesis-related protein STH-21-like. Gene Ontology annotation, biological process: defense response; abscisic acid-activated signaling pathway. Gene Ontology annotation, molecular function: abscisic acid binding; protein phosphatase inhibitor activity; signaling receptor activity. Gene Ontology annotation, cellular component: nucleus; cytoplasm. Lineage: Eukaryota; Viridiplantae; Streptophyta; Magnoliopsida; Poales; Poaceae. The transcript has a single exon. The record is from RefSeq and is a predicted model, not a curated record. The coding region runs from base 64 to 561 and encodes 165 amino acids.
ACAAGUCUGCAAGAACUUGCCAACAUCGAAUAGUUACUUAGUGUGCACCGACGGACCGACAAUAUGGUGGCUGGCUGCGUGAUCACCGAGGAUUGUGCCCUGGCGGUGUCCGCAGACCGGAUGUGGAAGGUGUCCUGCUCCAGCGAUGCCUUGGUUAAAACCUGCGCGGGCAUCUUCGACUCCGUGGACGUGGAGGGCGACGGCGGCCCCGGCAGCGUUACCACCCUGACGCUCAGCGCAGCGGCAGCGGCGGCCCCAGGUGCGGGCGGCAGAGUGGUCAGGAGCCGUGUGUUGGUGCGCGACGACAUGGCGCUGGUGCUAAGGAAUGAGGUGUUGGAAGGCAGCAAGGUGAGCGGCCAGGUCAAGUCGCAGGUCACCGAGGUGAAGUUUGAGGCGGCCGGGGAUGGCGCAUGCGUGGCCAAAUUCAAGGUGGAGUAUGAGAGGCUUGACGGUGGUGGGGCACUGAGCGCGGAGAAACAGGCGGAGCUCAUCGGGGGCUACCUCGCCCUGAUGAAGAUAGUUGAGACCUACCUCGUUGCCAACCCUACCGAGUACGCCUGAUUCAGCCAAGAAGAGAAAGAUGACGGUGUUUCCUCGGAGCUUGGUGUUUUGCUUCUUUUGGUGGCGGGGUCUGGGAGGAAAAUUAAGUGGUGAUCAUGAUUCAUGAGUGUAUGUGGAGUUUGUGCGAGUGUUCAUCCUUGUUGUCUGCUUGUGUUUUAUUUUUGCUUCAAGAUAUACUACUAGUAUACUACAGAAGUAUUUGCA